UCGGCAGUCCUUGAUAAACAAGACCAUGCCCCAAGUUUUCCAUGUAAUCCGUUGCUAUGACUGCCAAACAUUUCAAGUACAGCAGGAGUAUGGCAGUGGAUCAGGCGUGGACUGUCGCAAGCUUGUCCAGAGUUUGAACAUGCAAAAGGUAAAUACUCAAAAACCAUGUGAUACCAUUGCUGGAAUUGCCCAAGAUGAAAAUGAGUUUACCCUGAUAGAAGAGGAGACAAAGCUUAUUCAAACAGCCACAUUUGAGUCUGCAUCCUCUAAGUGGAAUCAAUUUUUAGAUGAAAAAAAUGACAGCACUGAACUUGAUGUUGGCAGUAGGGAUGAGAAAGAAGACAUGAUGUUUACGACCGAUAGGGAUGUUAUGUUGAGAGAAGAAAGAGAGUUGAGAAAAUUGAGACGACAGGAAUGGAAAGCUGGAAAGAGGAAAAGAAAUUACGAAUCCAAGCCUUACAUAAUUAAUAAGAAUGCAAAACAACAACCAGUUACUAAAAAUUAUUCAAGAAAAUGUACUUUGAGUAAGCCAGAACAACAGAAUUCUUUUGGGAAUGCUCAUGUUAAAUCAGGAUAUGUUUUAACAUCAAACCAAAUAAAGCAAACUUAUUCUGCAAAUUUGUCUACUAUUAGUGAUGAUAGGCAACACACCAUGACCACAAGCCAUUUUAUGAAUAGCAAUCCAGCGUGGUUUCAGAAUCCCAGUUGCAAACAAAUACUAAACAAGAACUCAAAGAAACAUGAUUUAGUUAACAAGUCCAGCACUAGCAAAUGGUCAAAGUUUUUAGAAGUCAACGAGGAUGAAAGCACAGAUGAUGAAGAUGACUGUGACAAUGGAGAUUAUUUAAAAAGGCGAGACCAGCUGCACAUUAACAUUAAAUCUGAGGACGUGUGAAAUCGGAUUCCAGAAAUAAAGAUUUGGUUAAAAAUAAAUUUGACAAAGGGGAGGAGAAUAUUAUUGGUUUUGCAAAUAAAAAUAAUCAAUUUAAUCUUAGUAUUGAUAUUGAAGUGUUCGAAGAUUGGUAGGAGUAUUUGUCUUCAUACAGGGUCCAGGGGUGGCAAAAGGGUAUAUGCUAAAACUCCGGAGGUUCUGGAGAAUAUCCUGCCCCCACUAUCAUCCUGGAUCUUUGAUGAAAUUAUUUAAAACUGAGAUGAGUGAGAUACAACUCACUGACUGAUAAUUAUUUUUGUAUUCACUACUGUAUUCAGAAUAUGUUAUCCAUAAUUAUACAGUAGUUAUUACCUAGUAUAUACUCUAUAAAGUACGAAUACAUUUUUACAAAAAAAAAAA
This is a messenger RNA of Anneissia japonica, 1291 nucleotides long. RefSeq names its product MRN complex-interacting protein-like. The transcript is spliced from 4 exons. Lineage: Eukaryota; Metazoa; Echinodermata; Crinoidea; Comatulida; Comatulidae. Gene Ontology annotation, cellular component: nucleus. The record is from RefSeq and is a predicted model, not a curated record. The coding region runs from base 26 to 895 and encodes 289 amino acids. Gene Ontology annotation, molecular function: chromatin binding. Gene Ontology annotation, biological process: mitotic G2 DNA damage checkpoint signaling.